AUGUCGGCUCCCCAGAUUCCCAACCUCUUGUCCCUCCGCGGCAGAGGUGGUGGUCUCCGGGGCCGUGGCGCCGGGGGCAGGUCGCGGGGUGGUGGUUUCGUGAGCCCCGCCACAAGUCAUAGUCACGAUGCAACCAUCCAAGGGACAGACACGGACGCCUCCGUCUCGCGGCUGAGCGCCGUGGAGCUCGGCUACCUUCAGGAUCCCUUUGCACAGUACUUUGUGCAGCAGAGUGGUCCGCCGGUAAGGAGGCUACCCAUCAUCAAUCGAGGAACUUAUACUCGGACCACAGCCCUGGACAAGUUGGUUUCUUCCUUUCUAGCCAGAGACGGCAGCACGGGCACUGGAUCAAAGAAACAAAUCAUCUCCCUGGGCGCAGGUACCGAUACGCGGCCCUUUCGGCUCUUUUCGCAACCGCACGGGGCCGGUGUGCAGGAUGUCAUCUAUCACGAGGUUGACUUUCCAGCUAUAACAGCCAAGAAGCGGACAACAGUCCAGGCGGUGCCCGCACUGCGUAGCAUCAUCCCGCCCUCGGGCAACGACGAUAGCAGCUGGCGUAACGAGGCCCUACCUAAUGGCUGCUCCUACUACUGCCACGGUCUCGACCUCCGGGAUAUCGCCCGGUCAGAAACAGCACCACCAUCAUUGACUCCGGAACAAGGGCAGCAGAAGCCACCUGUCUUGAAGCUCGGCGGCAUAGAGACCAAUGUUCCCACCCUUGUCAUCUCCGAGUGCUGCCUCUGCUACCUGGAAACAUUGCAAGCACGCGCCGUCAUCUCCCACUUUACCUCGCUUGUGCCCAACCUGGCCGUGGUUCUCUACGAGCCGGUGCGCCCGUCGGAUCCCUUUGGGCAGCAAAUGGUAUCAAACCUGGCGGCGCGCCGAAUUCGUAUGCCGACACUCGAGGUGUACCGCGAGAUUGCGGACCAAAAGGCGCGGCUGCGGCAGGCGGGGUUUGUGGACGGGGCCGAGGCACUUACUGUGCAGGACAUCUGGACUAGCUGGAUCUCCUCCAAAGAUAAGGAGGCCGUCGAUAACCUCGAAGGCCUGGACGAGGUUGAGGAGUGGGAGUUGCUUGCUAGUCACUACGUGGUCGCCUGGGGCUGGAGGGGAAGGGGGUUCGAGGGUUGGAGAAGAGCAUGA
This is a messenger RNA of Pestalotiopsis fici W106-1, 1143 nucleotides long. RefSeq lists its product as uncharacterized. Gene Ontology annotation, molecular function: protein C-terminal leucine carboxyl O-methyltransferase activity. The transcript has 2 exons. The record is from RefSeq and is a predicted model, not a curated record. Bases 1 to 1143 code for a protein of 380 amino acids. Lineage: Eukaryota; Fungi; Ascomycota; Sordariomycetes; Amphisphaeriales; Sporocadaceae. Gene Ontology annotation, biological process: C-terminal protein methylation.